AGGACUCUGCAAGGCACCAACAUACUUUAGAAAUUAAAGAGAUAUACAGCAACGAAAUUAAAAGGAUCUCUUACACGAUAAGAAUUUACCCAAAACCAUCUAGGAAGAGUGUUCAAUGAUUUAAGAGAAGCCUUGUUAAUUUUAGUAUUUUUUAAGUUUAGAAAUGUCAAAAAUAAACAGAUUCUAAAAGUAACUACAGUAUAACCUCUUUUAAAUUAAUACUCUAUAAAUUAAUAUACACUAAAAGUCUUUAUAAAAUAAUAUAAUUUUAUAGUUCCAAAUUGAGUUUUUUGGUUCAAUUAGUAUAUUGAUAAAUUAAUAUUUUUAUAAAUUAAUAAAAAAAUUAUAGUUUUGGUGUAGUCCCAACAUUAUUAAUUUAUAGAGGUUUCACUUAUAUCUAAUCAUAUUCCCAUUUUUUCACAUAUACUCUAUUUAAUAUUUUCUUAAUUCUUCAUGUAAAGGUAUGUAUAGUAUUUUUCCUUUUCCUUUUCUUUUUCUACAUAUAUAUAAAUUGAUUAUGAUAAUGGACCACUCGGGAAUAAUAAUGAAACUUAACUCUUAGACGUAUAUUUAUUUGUAAAUCAAAACAUAUUAUGGAAAGAGAAAAGGGGAAACAUUUAAGUUUUAAUUAAAAUAAAACUUAAACAUGUAAUAACAGAGAGAAAAAUAAAACGAGAACAAGAAGCUCACAUGAAUAGAACCAGAUUGUUCAAGGGUCCCCACCGCUUAGCCCAUAUCUCUAUCAUUCUUAUAUUACGUGAGCUCUCUCUCUCUCUCUCUCUUCUCUUCUGUUUUAGAGAGAUUGCAUCAAGUAUAAUUUGCCUUUUUGUUUUAUUGGAAAUUUAUGAGCUUCUUGAUCCAUACAAAAUAGAGAGAGAAAGCUUCAGUUUAGAGAGAGAUCAGAGAGAAUCCUCCUAAUCAAUGAAAUUUAGGCAAAAUAAAGUCCACUUUCUACUUUUGUAUAAUUAGGUCAAUCUCAUCCACCACCAUACUCUUCUCUCCCAUUCUCAUCCUUCUUUCAAUUACGGAAUUAGGGUUUCAUUUCUCUAAAUAUUCACCUCUUUCAUUGAAUCUUUAACUUCAAACUCUCAUUUGAAUUCCUCUCAAACUAAAUGGAGAGGAAGUCCAAUGAUCUUGAGAGAUCUGAGAAUAUUGAUUCUCAAAACAAGAAGAUGAAUCUAGAAGAAGAGAGGCCUGUACAAGAAGCUUCUUCGAUGGAGAGAGAGCACAUGUUCGACAAAGUAGUAACACCAAGCGACGUUGGGAAACUAAACCGGCUGGUGAUCCCAAAGCAACACGCAGAGCGAUACUUCCCUUUAGACAAUAAUUCCUCAGACAACAACAAAGGUUUGCUUCUAAACUUCGAAGAUCGAAUAGGAAUCUUAUGGAGUUUCCGUUACUCCUACUGGAACAGUAGCCAAAGUUAUGUAAUGACUAAAGGCUGGAGCCGUUUCGUCAAAGACAAGAAGCUUGAUGCUGGCGACAUAGUUUCUUUUCAUAGAGGUUCUUGUAAUAAAGACAAGCUUUUCAUUGAUUGGAAGAGACGACCAAAGAUUCCUGAUCACCAAGUCGUCGGAGCUAUGUUCCCUAGGUUUUACUCUUACCCUUAUCCUCAGAUACAGGCUAGUUAUGAACGUCACAACCUUUAUCAUCGAUAUCAACGAGAUAUAGGAAUUGGGUAUUAUGUGAGGUCAAUGGAGAGAUAUGAUCCAACGGCUGUAAUUGAAUCUGUGCCGGUGAUAAUGCAAAGGAGAGCACAUGUGGCUACUAUGGCUUCAUCAAGAGGAGAGAAGAGGUUAAGGCUUUUUGGAGUGGAUAUGGAGUGCGUCAGAGGCGGCCGAGGAGGAGGAGGAAGUGUGAAUAGCACGGAGGAAGAGUCUUCGACUUCCGGUGGUAGUAUCUCACGUGGCGGCGUUUCUAUGGCUGGUGUUGGCUCUCCACUCCAGUUGAGGUUAGUGAGCAGUGACGGUGAUGAUCAGUCUCUAGUAGCUAGGGGAGCUGCUAGGGUUGAUGAGGAUCAUCACUUGUUUACAAAGAAAGGAAAGUCUUCUUUGUCUUUCGAUUUGGAUAAAUGAUUGAUUAAUUAUGAGAUUAAUCAAAACCUUAAUACACAUUAUAUAUGAUUAUUAUACAUAUUAUAUAUAUUUAUGUGACACAAGGAUGUCGCGCGUUCAAGAUAAUUAAUGGAUAUCAUGUUCUUUAAAGAUUUGAAUUUGGUUUUAGAUUGUUCUGAUCCAAAUUUGUUCUUCAAAUGAGUUCGAAGUUUUUUUCAA
Molecule: messenger RNA, 2273 nt
Organism: Brassica rapa (field mustard)
Lineage: Eukaryota; Viridiplantae; Streptophyta; Magnoliopsida; Brassicales; Brassicaceae
Product: B3 domain-containing transcription factor NGA2
Molecular function (GO): DNA-binding transcription factor activity; DNA binding
Source: RefSeq, a predicted model, not a curated record